This is a messenger RNA of Cryptosporidium muris RN66, 324 nucleotides long. RefSeq lists its product as uncharacterized. Lineage: Eukaryota; Apicomplexa; Conoidasida; Eucoccidiorida; Cryptosporidiidae. The record is from RefSeq and is a predicted model, not a curated record. The transcript has a single exon. Bases 1 to 324 code for a protein of 107 amino acids.
AUGACAAACUGUACAGUUAAUCAAAAUAGUAAACAAGCUAAUUGUGGAGGUUCAUGCAAAAAAGGUCAUUGCAAGAGGGUUGAAGCAGGUUGUACUUGUACACAAUCUUGUAAUUGUGAUCCUUGUACAUGUGAACCUUGUAAAUGCUGUAAAUCAACAGAUUCAUGCCACAAAUGCAAAUGUGAUCCUUGCAAAUGUUGUGAUUCAUCAAAAUGCUGCUCAUGUUGUAAAUGUGAUCCAUGUAAAUGUGAUUCAUGUAAAUGUGAUUCAUCAAAGUGCUGCCCAUGUUGUAAAUGUGAUCCAUGUAAAUGUAAAACUCACUAA